Molecule: messenger RNA, 1065 nt
Organism: Talaromyces amestolkiae
Lineage: Eukaryota; Fungi; Ascomycota; Eurotiomycetes; Eurotiales; Trichocomaceae
Exons: 1
Coding region: 1-1065 (354 amino acids)
Molecular function (GO): nitronate monooxygenase activity
Source: RefSeq, a predicted model, not a curated record
AUGUCCAGGCUCCUCACAAUGGCAAAGACUUUGACGUCGCGAUAUCCAUGGGUUUCGCAGCCUUUUAUAGUCAGCGCUCCAAUGCGUGUAAUGUCAGGGCCAGCGUUGGCUGUGGCCGUCUCCGGCGCCGGCGGCUUGGGAUUCAUCGGACCAGGUGCUAAAACUGAAGACUCUAUGGCAGAUUUACGAGAAGCGUCGUCAAUAAUUCGCGGAUCAGAGUCGUUCUCCAGUAUAUUGUCUUCUGUUGACUCGGUUCUACCCAUUGGCGUGGGCUUUCAGCUAUGGAGUGACGAUGUCGAAAUUGCCGCUGAUGCUGUCAAGGAAAUCAAACCUUGCGCUGCAUGGCUUUAUGCGCCGAGACACGGCCAAAUGGACCUGGAUAAGUGGUCACUUAAAAUCCGCACAGCCUCUCCUCAAACACAAAUAUGGAUCCAGAUAGGAACAUUGGCCGAGGCAAAAAAGCUUCUGCGUAGCUCCCAGCUACCGGAUAUAAUCGUGGUUCAAGGUUCGGAGUCUGGCGGUCACGGUCGUGCGAAAGAUGGUCUAGGCCUUAUCUCCCUGUUACCGGAAGUGGCUGAUAUGGCUGAAGGGAGCCAGAUUCCUCUAUUUGCUGCGGGAGGAAUUGCUGAUGGAAGAGGCGCGGCUGCUGCUUUGUGUCUGGGUGCUUCUGGUAUUGUCAUGGGGACUCGGUUCCUUGCUGCCAGUGAGACACGCAUUAGUCGUGGUUACCAAAACGAAGUUGUGCGAGCUGACGAUGGAGCUGUGAACACCACGCGAACCUUACUUUAUAACCACCUUCGAGGCACCUUUGGCUGGCCGGAGGAAUAUAUGCCACGGACGAUCAUUAACAAGUCUCAUGUAGAGCAGCUGGCAGGUGCAUCAUUUGAGGAUCUUAAGAAACUUCAUGACGAGGCUCUGAAAGCCGGAGACAGCGGCUGGGGACCGGAGGGAAGACUGGCCACUUACGCUGGGGCGUCUGUCGGAUUGGUUCGCGAAGUUAAGGAUGCAGGAUCUAUCGUUCGGGAGGUACAAGAAGCUACGCAAAGGAUACUCGGGGGAUUUUAA